Molecule: messenger RNA, 2198 nt
Organism: Orbicella faveolata
Lineage: Eukaryota; Metazoa; Cnidaria; Anthozoa; Scleractinia; Merulinidae
Product: dihydroxyacetone phosphate acyltransferase-like
Biological process (GO): triglyceride biosynthetic process; fatty acid metabolic process; ether lipid biosynthetic process
Cellular component (GO): peroxisomal membrane; mitochondrial membrane
Molecular function (GO): glycerol-3-phosphate O-acyltransferase activity; glycerone-phosphate O-acyltransferase activity
Source: RefSeq, a predicted model, not a curated record
UUUUUACCCGGAAGAAAGCGAAUAAUUAUUUUCAUCUUCCUCUGGCCUGCCGGCUGCUGUGGCCAACGCCUCUAACUCAGCCCCCAGCCCGCCCACAUAUGAUUGUCAGAAAUUAUUACUAGGUUCACAGAAAACGCUUAUCUGUUUCUCAAAUUAUAAAUGCUAACUGAGAGAGGGUUUCUGAUCUUGGUGAAGUGUGCAGUCGAUCUUUAGUCCAUAGUUCCCAAGUCCACAGUCCAAGGUUCAUCUUCGAAAACAAUAGUCACCGCAACACACGCACAAUGCGUGAAAAGGCUUGCGCAAAACUGCAGGUCAUGCUUCAAACGUCUGCUUGGAGCACUUAGAAUGGAGCACUAAAUCUCAUUUCCGGAUACAAAAUAAAGUUAACUAUAAAGUACGAAAUAAACGAGUCUAUGAGCACCGACAAUUGAUUGUUUACCUUCAGUAUGGAGCCGUUUGAUCUGGAUUUGUUGCAGGAGGGCGGUUGGAGCGACUUGUUGUGGAGCUUGAAGCGAUAUGCCCCUCAAGGCUACAAAUUCGCUCUGACUAGGACACCACAGCAGAUAAAAUCCGAUGUUCUGAACUCCAGACGUGUGCAGCAUGUUAUCGAAAAGACUGCUGAAGAAAAAAAUGCUACUGUUGAAUCCGUUACUGAUGAAGUGAAAGCAAUUUUAGAAGAAAUGGGCCAUAAUUUUAACCUUAGUAGCAUCAGAGUUAUGGCACUGAUGCUUCGUAAAAUUCUUUGCACACUCUUCCGCAAAGUUCUCAUCAACAGAGAAGGCCUGGAGAGGUUAAGGGAUGCUGCAAAGAACAACCCUGUGGUGUUUAUUCCAUCACACAGGAGUUACAUGGACUUUCUUCUUGUAUCAUACAUCUGCUUCACCAUGGAUAUUCCACUGCCAUUUAUUGCAGCUGCAGCAGAUUUCAUGAACAUGCGUGUUAUACGGACCUUGUUUAGAAACAGUGGAGCCUUUUACAUGCGCCGCUCCUUCAUGUCUGACCCCUUAUACUGGGUCGUGUUUACAGAGUACAUUCAGAAUCAACUUCAGAAUGGUGAUCAGCCGCUUGAGUUCUUUUUAGAAGGAACAAGAAGUAGAACUGGAAAGUUUCUACAGCCAAAACUUGGUGUCCUUUCCAUGGUUCUUGACUUGUACACCAAUGCUCGGGUGCCAGACAUCCUGAUCUGUCCAAUCACUUUUAGUUAUGACAGAAUACCAGAAGAAUCACUCUAUGCAUAUGAGCUGUUGGGAAUACCCAAACCAAAGGAAUCUCUAAGAGGUUUGAUCAAAAGCAGGUCUGUGCUGACAGAGGACUAUGGAAGUAUCCACGUUCAUAUUGGAGAGCUCAUACCUCUGAGCAGAUUCACAGAAGGAAAGCUCAACAGAGUACACAAUGCAUCUAUACCAAGACAUUUGUUUCAUUUUUUGUCUGAUGAAGAGAAAAAGGUUGUCAAAUCCCUUGGUUACAAAGUCCUCUGCGAUCUUCAAGCAGGAAUGAUCAGCUCUUCUAGUGUUCUUGUGGCCUCAAUAAUGCUACAGAACUUACAAGGACUCCAUUUUGAUGAACUGGUAGAAAAAUUCACAUGGCUAAAAGAACUGUGUCACAUGUGGAGUAUACCAAUCAAAUCUGCAGGAGAUUCAAAUAAUGUGGCCCUUGUCAGUGAAAGCAUUAAUUUCCUGAAGUCGUCUUUGGAAAAAACAGAAAACGGACUUGUAAAGAUCAGAGGCAAUAAAGCGAGCGAAAAUAGGGAGCAAACGGCCCCUGGAAAAGCUGCAAACAACAGCACACAUCUCAACCAUCCUGCCACGAACAUCAAAGACGAGGCUGCUAUGCACAUGCUAUUAGCGUGCAAGAGGAAUGUCAUCUUGUACGAUUUCUUCAGAAUUGGAAUGUUUUCCUUAGCAGCACACAACCAACCUUCUUCCGAAAAACAUUUGGUUCAACUGUUCGCUGAUUUUCAGUUCCUGGCCAAGCUGCUGGUGAAAGAAGUUCCUCAAGUCACGGAAAGAACUAAUGAGACUUUUGAAUACUUUCGGGAGACAACUCAGUUACUAGAGGAGCACGGCUCGAUAAGUGUUCGGAAUGGCAAAGUUGCGAUACUUCAGGACAAAGAUGUGAGCUUUAGCGCUAAUAUGUGGAGACCAAUUUUGACAGCAUACUGGGUAAGUAACAUAAGAGAGACUUCUCACUGUUAUUAA